AUGGAGCCAGCCUCGUGGUCCAAGGCAACGCCAACCUCGCCUCCUCGUUUGAUAAGGGCCAGUACAGACCAUCCCUCGCCGCCAUCGUCCACAGGCGCUGCAUCGAGUGCGCAGCAAGUAAUCAUGUCGUCUUCAGCAGGGGAGUUUGAAGAAGAAUCCGCAGCAGCAGCGACGAGCUCAUCAUCCGCCCGAAAAGGUCGUGGCAGCCGAGCUCGUGCCCGCUCCGUCUCAUCCAAUGCUAUACCCGUCUCGCAGCUGGCUAGAUCCGCCCUCACACCUCUGCGUGUAGAGCUGCAGGAUGGGCUGGAACGCGGUCCAGGCACUCCGGACUUUACGCUCCCAUCCAGCACGCCUCAAUGGCGCAGGGCGGAUCUGGAGCGCGAUCGAACCAUGUCUAGCCUUGGGCAGGGUCUACAGUUCAUCUCGGAAGCAGAGAGGUCGGCGGGACCGUCGUUGUCGAGCACUACAGCAACGCGGCCGCGCUCAGCAAGCGAUGUUUCGCAUUCAUCAGACUCAUCAGACUCGCUCAAGAAAAAGUCGGCGCCGUUCACCGCAUUCAGCAGGCCGCGACUCUCGACCUUGCGUUCCUUCUUGUCCUCCUUGUCGGUCCACAACUCUGCCGCGAGCACACCUCAGACCGAAGGCGAUGACACCAACGAAGUCUCGGUCUCGCGGAUUCACCAGCUUCCGAUGCGCCCGCAGCCGCUCGUGAUGCCAUCGGCUAGGCCUGCUGCUCCCCAUGGUAUAGGUUUGAAUCAAGACAGUCCACCGCUCACGCCCACAAGUGACCCCGACGAGCAGAGCGAAUAUCAGCAGUACGUCAACGCCUUUCGUCAGCCAUUCGUGCCCAAACAGACCAUCAGGCAGCACGGCCCUCCCAAGCAUCAGUGGAGUGCCGCGCAAGCUGCGGCCGAUGCUGCUCAGGUGAACAUGGAUGAACGCAAUCGAAUCACCCCACCUGGCUUGUCGGAAUGGCCGUUUACGCCGCCUCUCACCACAUCCAACGUCACCUCGCCCGUGGCGAGCUCGAGGGCCUAUUCCCCGCCGACACGGCCCGACUCGACCCUCACGUCCGCUAGCGUGUUCCAGGGCAUCCUUCCCUCGCAUCUUGUCUCUGGUGCCGCUCCUGCCAGCCGCUCGACCACACCCACUUCAUCCACAGUCACCUCCGCCUCGGACCGUACGGCGCUGCGCACGAACAACUUGUUCGACGUUGACACGUACCGCAUCGAGAGCGUUGGAAAGACGUUGCUCGCACUGCUGCCUCGCAUCCAGAUCAGCCUCAGCUCGUGGCGACUCUCGAUGCCCAACUUGCGACCGUUCCUUCCGCGCCUCGUGUUUCUCUUCGCCAUCUUCGCCGCUUCCACGUGCUGCAUCGUGUUCAUGCUGUCGACGCUGCCGUUGACGCUACCCAAGCACAUCACGAGCUUGACGCUGGCGGAGAUCAAGGAGAUCGCCAUGAGCUUGAAGCUGUACUCGCAGAGCAGCAGCAAGGCGUUUGUGCACACGCUCGUGGUGUUGGGCACGUUUUUCACGUGGAAGCAGUCAUUUACGGUGCCAGGCAGUUUGAUCAUGAAUGUGGUCUUUGGCGCGAUGUACGGGACAUAUUCGGGCACGCUGUACACAUCUGUGUUGACGGCGGUGGGCGGAGUGUUCUGCUAUUUGUUGUCUGCGCCGCUGGCACCGUUGAUUACCUCGUUGCCGGGGCUGGCGAAGCCGUUGGAUGCGAUGCGGCGCGCACUGUCGCCGGGUCGGGCACGAGCUUCGGGUCGCAGUGUGGUGAUAUCGAGCGUCAACGGCGCAUCGAACGGGAAUGUGUGGACGUAUCUGCUGGUGCUCCGCGUGCUGCCCAUUGUGCCGUAUGGCCUGAUGAACAUCGCCUGCGGUGUUUUGGGGGUUCCGCUCGCGCCUUAUGCGGGGACAUUGGCUGUCGGAUCUAUCCCGUGGAACUUUGUCACCUGCCAAGUGGGCGAUCUGCUGCAAGAGAUCGUCGAAGCUCUGCCCGUCGACGACGACAUUACGGUCUCCGGGCUGAAGGACAAAGCCAAGAGCAGCGCAGGUGGCGGGAUGCGCGCCAUCGCCAAUCGCAUCUGGAACCGCGAGAUGGUCGUCAAGCUGAUCUUGCUCAGCUUGGCCAGCUUGCUGCCCAUGCUACUGAGCCGGUACUUGAAGAGGAGGCAGCGCCAGCAGGCUGAAGCUGAAGGCUACCAGGCGGUGCAUGGCAGAGAUGCUGAAGAAGAUGAGGUGGACGACGAAGAGUCGGAUCGGCCAGGAUCGAGGCGUACUUCGACGUUGUUUUCGGGUGGAGGAAUGGCGAAGAGGCUGCCUGUUGAGACGGUGGAGUUGGACAGCAUGACGCGGGGGAGUGUGGCGGAUGGGAGCGGGCGUAGGAACAGCAGCAUUAGGAGCGCUUGGUUGUAA
Sporisorium graminicola is the source of this 2421-nucleotide messenger RNA. RefSeq lists its product as uncharacterized. The transcript has a single exon. The record is from RefSeq and is a predicted model, not a curated record. Lineage: Eukaryota; Fungi; Basidiomycota; Ustilaginomycetes; Ustilaginales; Ustilaginaceae. Bases 1 to 2421 code for a protein of 806 amino acids.